GGUAUUAAAUAGAGAGGGUGAGUGUUGCACGCUAACAAAAAAAAAGAGAGAAAAAAAAAAGGGAAAGUGUUUUGAGAGAUUUUUAACUGCUAGUUUUGGUUUUCUUUAUUUUGUGAAAUCCCCCCCUCUGAUUCUCCCCGCUUCUCUGAAUCCCUUUCUGUUAAUCAUCUGUCUUUCAGGUUCUGAUUUUCGGGUUUGUUUUUGAGAAAAUUUUAUAAAGAAAUGAGUACAAAGCAAACUUAAGAAGGAUUUCUCGAAAGCCAGGUGUUUUCAGAAUCGAGAUCCAGGUUUUUUUUUUAAAUAAUUUUUCCCAAGUUUUUCUCUUUAUUUUCUUGUAUUUUCAGCUGUUUUUUUUUUUUUUUUUCUUAGCUGAAUCAGCUUGGAGGGUUAUUUUUUGGUCCCUCAAGGUUGGUUAUUAGGCCUUUCAAUCGUUUAGGGGUUGUCUAAUUUUAAACCUCUUUGAUCUUUCUUUCUUUCUAAAAAAAACCUGUUCUUGAACUUGUUCAAGUACGGGUGGGUUGUUUUUUAAAUCUUGAUUUUUAAUAAUCCUAGUUGAAAAUUUUAGCUUCUGAAGCAUGGCAGCUAUGACGGAUUUACACAGUAGCAGACAUCCUCAGUCAGCCCCCUUUGGGGGUGAGCUAAUGGAAGCACUUGAGCCUUUUAUGAAAAGUGCUUCCUCUUCAACUACGCCUUCUCCUCCUCCUUCUCCUUCUUCUUACCCUCCUUUUUCCUCUUCUUUACCCCCUCUUCCCUCUACUUCUUACAAUUACCUAUCCUUUUCUUCUUCUUCUUCUUCUUCUUCUUCUGCCUCUCAACAGCAGGCCUUUUUGUACCCUGAUAGUUGCUCCACGUUGACUACCCUUCCAUUUUCGACAGGGUUCUCGAUCCAAGACUUCACUGGUCUUCAGCAUUCAAUUGGGCUCAAUCAGCUUACCCCCACCCAGAUUCAUCAGAUCCAGACUCAGGUUCACCUACAGAACCAAAAUAGUUUCCCUUUUCAGAAUAACCAGAAUCAGAAUCAACAUACCCUCAAUUUUUUAGGUCCCAAAUCCAUCCCCAUGAAGCAAGUAGGCUCACGAAAACCCACCAAACUCUACAGAGGAGUAAGGCAGCGACAUUGGGGUAAAUGGGUGGCCGAGAUUAGACUUCCCAAGAACCGUACCCGACUCUGGCUCGGUACUUUCGACACAGCCGAGGAGGCGGCCUUAGCUUAUGACAAGGCAGCUUACAGGCUCCGAGGUGACUUCGCGAGGCUUAACUUCCCCACCUUACGCCACCAAGGGUCCCACAUCGAAGGCAAGUUUGGCGAAUACAAGCCUCUCCAUUCCUCAGUUGAUGCGAAGCUGCAAGCUAUCUGUCAAAGCUUAGCGGAAUCGCAGAAACAAGGAGGAAAAGCUGAGAAGCAAUCUCCGAACAAGAAGAAAGCCCAGGUGGGGACCACUCCGGUGAUAGCAGCGGCUAAGGAAGACGAGUCACGGCAGGAAGUUACUCUGGUUAAGUGUAGCAAGGUUGAGACACCUUCCUCCGUGUUGACACAGAGCGAAGGGUCAGGCGGAUCUUCUCCUUUGUCAGAUCUCACGUUUCUGGAUUUGGAAGAGGCACCGUUGGAUGUUGAUUCUGGAAAUUUCAAUUUGCAGAAGUGCCCAUCUUAUGAAAUUGAUUGGGCUUCUCUUCUAUCCUAGAUUAGUGAUGUUAUCUGUUAUCUUUGUUUUUGUUUUCUCUGACGUCUUAGGUUUAGGUAUUUGGUGGCUGCAAUGAAGUUUUUGGCAGUUGCAGUGCCAGGGCAUAAGUUUUCAAUGUCUGUAGUAGUACUAUUAGGGUAAAUAAGGUUGAUGUUCAUGUGAAUCUAUCUGCCUCCAUGGUUAGCUGUUCUUUUUAUCUCUGGCUUAGCCAUGGAGAAUUUGUACUUGUUGGUGUUCAUAUUAGUAUUGUAAUAGUAUUCCAUUGCUAGAAACUUCUUUAUUAUAUUUUCAAUGUAUAAUUCGACUUUUCCUUC
This is a messenger RNA of Hevea brasiliensis (rubber tree), 1996 nucleotides long. RefSeq names its product ethylene-responsive transcription factor RAP2-4. Gene Ontology annotation, biological process: regulation of DNA-templated transcription. Bases 576 to 1682 code for a protein of 368 amino acids. Gene Ontology annotation, molecular function: DNA binding; DNA-binding transcription factor activity. The record is from RefSeq and is a predicted model, not a curated record. The transcript has a single exon. Lineage: Eukaryota; Viridiplantae; Streptophyta; Magnoliopsida; Malpighiales; Euphorbiaceae.